This is a messenger RNA of Pistacia vera, 1763 nucleotides long. Its product is annotated as DNA topoisomerase 3-alpha. Gene Ontology annotation, molecular function: DNA binding; DNA topoisomerase type I (single strand cut, ATP-independent) activity. The record is from RefSeq and is a predicted model, not a curated record. Gene Ontology annotation, biological process: DNA topological change. The transcript has 13 exons. NCBI's taxonomy places the organism in Eukaryota, Viridiplantae, Streptophyta, Magnoliopsida, Sapindales, Anacardiaceae. Gene Ontology annotation, cellular component: nucleus. The coding region runs from base 99 to 1763 and encodes 554 amino acids.
CUGGCUGGGCGGGAAAAUCCCUCGAUCAAAAUCACAAAACCCCCAAUUUUGAUCACAGCCAAACAAAACCAACCUUUCUCCACUUCCCGCUCUUCGCCAUGUCCGGCGUAGGCCGUACAAUCAACGUCCUCAACGUGGCGGAGAAGCCUUCAGUGGCGAAGUCGGUGGCCGGAAUCCUCUCGCGAAACCAGGGCCUUAGAGUGCGCGAGGGACGGUCGCGCUACAACAAGAUAUUCGAGUUCAAUUACGCGAUUCGUGGACAAUCCUGUCACAUGCUCAUGACCUCCGUUACUGGACACCUUAUGGAGCUUGAGUUCGAGGAUCGUUACCGUAAGUGGCACUCUUGUGACCCCGCUGAUCUCUACGAAGCGCCCGUUCGGAAAUUUGUCCCCGAGGAGAAGAAGGAUAUCAAGAGGACAUUGGAGGAGGAAGCAAGGAGGUGUCAGUGGCUAGUUUUAUGGCUUGAUUGUGAUAGAGAAGGAGAAAACAUAGCAUUUGAGGUGAUUGAUGUUUGUAGAGCGGUGAAUUCUCAUCUUGUUAUACGAAGGGCUCGGUUCUCUGCAUUGAUUGACAGGGAAAUCCAUCAGGCAGUGCAGAAUCUUGUUGAUCCUAAUGAGUGGUUUUCUGAUGCUGUGGAUGCUAGGCAAGAAAUCGAUCUCCGGAUUGGUGCUUCUUUUACCAGGUUUCAGACUAUGCUUUUGAAAGAUAAGUUUCAUAUUGAUUCAGCUACUGGUGACAGAAAUCUUGUUCUAAGUUAUGGUCCUUGCCAGUUUCCAACACUUGGCUUUGUUGUGGAACGCUAUUGGGAGAUACAAUCACAUGAACCGGAAGAGUUUUGGAUAAUCAACUGUUCUCACAGAUCAGAUGAAGGCACUGCUUCUUUCAGUUGGAUGCGUGGACAUUUAUUUGAUUAUACUAGUGCAGUCAUAAUUUAUGAAAUGUGUGUUCAGGAGCCUACUGCAACUGUCACAAAGGUUAGACAACAGGAGAAGUUGAAGUAUCCUCCAUACCCUUUGAGUACCAUUGAACUAGAGAAACGUGCUUCGCGAUACUUUCGGAUGAGUUCUGAACAUACCAUGAAGGUGGCCGAAGAUUUAUAUCAAGCUGGUUUUAUCAGCUAUCCUCGUACAGAGACGGACAGCUUUUCUAGUAGGACUGAUUUGCAUACAAUUGUGCAAGAACAACAAGGGCAUCCUGUGUGGGGAUCAUAUGCUCAACGCUUGUUGGACCCUGAGGCAGGUCUGUGGAGAAAUCCUGGUAGUGGUGGACAUGAUGACAAGGCCCAUCCACCCAUUCACCCAACAAAAUUUUCUGCUGGGGAAUCUGGAUGGAGUCAAGAUCACCAUAGAUUGUAUGAGUUGGUUGUUCGCCAUUUUCUGGCUUGUGUAUCACAGCCAGCUGUGGGGGCUGAAACUAUUGUUGAAAUAGAUAUUGCUGGUGAGCAAUUUUCUGCAUGCGGGAGAAUGAUAUUAGCUAAAAAUUACUUAGAUGUUUAUCGCUUUGAAUCAUGGGGAGGUUCAAUGAUCCCGGCUUAUGCCCAUGGACAACAGUUCAUCCCAACAACAUUGACUCUUGAUUCAGGAGUCACUAGACCACCGCCUCUUUUAAGUGAAGCUGAUUUACUAAGUUGUAUGGACAAGGCGGGCAUUGGAACAGAUGCGACAAUGCAUGAUCACAUAAAGAAGCUGCUUGAUAGGUUUUAUGCAACAAAGGAUGCAAAUACACGCUUCUCACCAACUAAUCUUGUAACUGAUUUGGCUUGA